Molecule: messenger RNA, 575 nt
Organism: Salvia splendens (bonfire salvia)
Lineage: Eukaryota; Viridiplantae; Streptophyta; Magnoliopsida; Lamiales; Lamiaceae
Product: probable inactive receptor kinase At4g23740
Exons: 2
Coding region: 55-561 (168 amino acids)
Biological process (GO): protein phosphorylation
Molecular function (GO): ATP binding; protein kinase activity
Source: RefSeq, a predicted model, not a curated record
ACAAAUUAGGAGUUGAAUUAUUUGUUGAUUACUGCAAGAUUCAGUUAGUGAAGAAUGUCUGCAAUCUAUGAUAACUGGGAGAGGCUGGUGGCUGCUGCUAUAAAGAAACAGCAGAUAUGGGAACUCUGCCAUCGAUCUUCUAGCACCCUCUCCGAUGCUUUGUAUCUGUCUUCUUCCUUUGGUGAUCUGAGCUUUGAAAUUUCAAGAUCACAUAAGCUGGUUCUGGUCUCACAGUUUUGCCCUGCUUUUGAUGUCGAAGAUGUAGCCUUGGCUUCUGUGAAGUUGCUUGGGGCCGGAACCUUUGGAAGUGCGUACGUGGCUAUGAUCGAUGAUCAGCCAAGAUUUGUGGUGAAGAGGCGCAAGUCGGAGGGUAUCUCUGAACUGGAUUACAGGCGGAUCAUGGAGAUUCUUGGAGAUGUUAGGCACGAAAAUGUGGUCGCAUUAAGAGCUUAUUAUUCUUCGGUGGAUGAAAGGCUUAUGCUGUAUGAUUAUUACAGUAACGGAAGUGUGCAUUUGUUGGUACAUGGCCAAACGGCAGAUGUAGACUGGAAACCAGAGUAAAAAUUGCCGUUGGU